UCUAAUAUACAUUUCAUAACCAGACCAGUCCGCCGGGCUCCAUUUCAUUGAACGAAAACAUUGCCAAAACCUAACUGAAAUGAGGCUGACAAAAACCUUAUGUGCCCAGCACAUUGGCUGGCACUUCAAGAAGCAUUGGCUGGUCCAGGGAAAGCGAGUGCCCAAGGAAACUGGCGCUGCCGCCGAGCUUUUAAAACUGGGGGUUCAGGUGAAGAAUCCAGAGGAUAUAGUGAACGCCAAAGUAGAGAGAAAACUGGUGGACAUUGUUGGCACCCGCGAAAAGACGAUUCCUGAAGAUAGCAGUCACGCCGACUGGCACUCCACCGUUUGCCACUCCUACACCGACAAUAGUGUGCUAAUUGGAGGAUUGCAACAAGCCCAGGUGUUGACUAACUGCAUUGAGAUCCAGACCUUUCCCAAGCAGAUCGAGGAUGCCCUCACCAGCCAGCAGUUGCCCAAUUCCAUAGACAAGAGUAUCCGACAUGCAAUUCUAGCAUCCCACGUGCUCGAUGCAGAGCAAGUGAAGUUGCCCAAGGUGAGAUUAACAGAGCGACCGGCCUUUAACCUACCCCGGUCUUAUGGAAUAUCCCAUGAAAGGGUCAAUCGUUUGCUGGUGAACAAACUCCUGCACGAAACCGAAAAAUUGGCAGGUCGUUCAGUGUCUAUUCGAAGAAAGCUUCUAGACAACGCCGCUUUUAAAAUCUCUCUAAGUAAGGAUGGUGAUCUGCUUGGAUUCUCCAUCAAUGCUGAAAAGGUAGUUUUCGCCAAUCGUGCCAUCGAAGCUGUUAAAGGAAAGUUUGAAGGAGAUUUGCCUGAUCUUUACCCCAUGAAGACUACGAUAUCGAUUCCGAAGCACCACAUUUACCAAACGGAAAACUUAUAUCCUCUGCGCACGGACAUUAGCUGCUCCCAUCCGCACACUAUAUUCACGGUCUUUAACAAACACCUGGUUAAAAAUGCCCAUGGAUCGGAGGUCACAACUUCUCAGCUUCAGGCAAGGACAUUAGUCAAAGCUUUUGUUGUGGCUGCAGCACGAGCCAAACAAUUACACGGAGAUUCUGUAAAGGGUGCUCUUCCCAAGCCUAUUGUCGUGCAAAGUGUCCAGACCGACGGACGAACUUUCCACUUUGGAGUGCUGCAACUGAAUACACUCGAUCUUAGCGCCAAUAGCACUUCGAAGAACUAUUGGUUCCAUAGACAGAACUACGACUUAUUCUCUGAAUGCAUCGACGAUGCUGGAAGAACGCGUUUGGAAAACUACAAUGGGGAUGUCUUCCGCAUAUUUAAUGCAUUUUAUAACAACUCCUAAAAUAUAAAUGCAACUGAAUAAUAAAA
Messenger RNA from Drosophila eugracilis, 1335 nucleotides. It is a transcript of the gene mRpL37, whose product is annotated as 39S ribosomal protein L37, mitochondrial. Lineage: Eukaryota; Metazoa; Arthropoda; Insecta; Diptera; Drosophilidae. The coding region runs from base 80 to 1309 and encodes 409 amino acids. The record is from RefSeq and is a predicted model, not a curated record. Gene Ontology annotation, biological process: translation. Gene Ontology annotation, molecular function: structural constituent of ribosome. Gene Ontology annotation, cellular component: mitochondrion; ribosome. The transcript has 4 exons.